UCAACGUUCCGCUCGUCUCCAGCUGUGUACUCUUCAGCUGCCAGCCGGACCACAGAAACCGACCCGGGAUCAGAAUUCACGGACAAAACUCCAGCAUUUCAAACUCAACCCCCUUUUCUGAAACCAAGCCAACCUGUUGAGUGUCACAGUGGAGAAGGCAGGCAGGGUGUUGGCGUACUGUGUGGAGAAAAGUCGCUUGUCCUGACUCAGAUAUCCGCCUUCUUGGGAGAAAUUUCCUUGUUUUGUAGUUGCUAAAUACAACGUGUGAGAGGUAAACAGCCUCAAGCGUGAAAAUGUCAAAGAUCUGUGCGUUGGUGUUGAUGACACUUGUGUCCCUGGUGCUGGCGGAAGAACAGAACUUGGAGGAGGACCCAUUUACCUUUGACUACCACAGACUGCGUGUUGGAGGCCUGAUUCUAGCUGCUGUCCUCUGUCUCAUUGGCAUCACCAUCCUGUUCAGUGGCCACUGCAGGUGCAAAUUCAACCAGGACAAGAGGAGGAGGACAGGAAGCAAUGCUCAGCAGAUGCUCUCCGACCAAGGUCGUUCCUGCGACUGCUAGAUGUCAACCAGAACACACAACUGUCUUCUCGAACCUGCAACCAACAAAUAGCAUGGAGGAGCAGCAGCGGGAUUUAAAAUAUCCAACGAGAGGCUUUUGUUUUAUUGUUAGAGAGCAACAGAAAGUAGUCUGUGUGUACAAGUUGUGUGCAAGGUGUGAUAAGAAGAAACUGUUCCUUCCAUAACUCAGUGUGAAUGCCUUGUCAGUCAUUGUUGAUAGUUUUGGUUGAUUGAACUGAGAGUGACCUCAUACAACAGUUAAAAGAAACCUAUUACCAAAAACAACCUUAAGUCUCCACAUACAGUAGGUCGUGUCAAUGUCUCACACUACUUCUGUUGUGUGUACGGUAUGUGUAAGGUAAACAUUGAUGUAGAUAUUAGUCGCCUACUGUGACCAACCUAACCCACUGUCCUUGCUUUUCUGUCACAUAUAUGAAAUCCACGUAGUCCCGAGUGUUUAGAGUGCUUUUGACAAAGUAUGAUAAUCUGUUAAUUCCCAUGUUUAGCUUUAUGGAGGAAAGUAGUGGAUUGCACUGUUCAGAGAUACAGAAACACUCUGUCAUGUUUCUAUAAAAAAAUAUUGAAACAAACAA
Sander lucioperca (pikeperch) is the source of this 1152-nucleotide messenger RNA. RefSeq names its product phospholemman-like. Gene Ontology annotation, cellular component: membrane. Gene Ontology annotation, molecular function: sodium channel regulator activity. Lineage: Eukaryota; Metazoa; Chordata; Actinopteri; Perciformes; Percidae. The transcript has 8 exons. The coding region runs from base 294 to 560 and encodes 88 amino acids. The record is from RefSeq and is a predicted model, not a curated record. Gene Ontology annotation, biological process: regulation of sodium ion transmembrane transporter activity.